CUCAUCUCUCUUCUGCACCACUUUUACACUCACACAACCUCUUUCCGACUUCCUCAGCUGUGAUCUUGGAUACCGCUUGCUUUGCUCGCGACCCAGUCCAGCAUCCUCUUCACUCAGCUCUCCACUCAUCAACCCCAUCACUUUCUCAUUCCAUACGUAACAUCGAUCUUAACCUCGAUAGAAGUCAUAUUCGGCAAGCUGGGGGUCUAAAUAAACCUCCAACAUCUCCGACCUCCUUGUGCACGUUUGAGACUCGUCUCGCGGCACCUCCUCCCCAUCUCAACUAUCUUAUCCCCCUCCACUCAUCGAUAUCUUACCCAUCUUGAACAUCCCACAAUAACAUUAUUCUCGUUUUUCUGCAUCUACUUCUUUCAACUUUCGACCUGACCACUGCCGACAAGAAACCCGAUCAUCAUGACCACUCUGUCUCCUUUCUCCGGAUCUCCCAAUUCCGUCAAAAAUGACAUCACCAACUCACCUCAACUCACGCAAACCACCACUCAAAGCAAUAUCAAGUCGUCCGUCCCCAGCAACACUUCCAAGUCCAAGCCUCGUAAACGCGUUAAUACCGCCGAGAAACGUAAUCAACACAAUGCCAUUGAACGAGCUCGACGCGAGACUCUCAAUGGAAAGUUUCACUCUCUCGCUCGACUUCUCCCUGCUCUCGCAUCCAGUCGACGCCCAAGCAAAGCAGCUAUUGUCAAUGGUUCCAUCAACCAUUUGACCCGCUCCCGAGAUGAUCGACUCUUCGCUGCUAAGAUUCUUCGUGCUGUCAUCGCCGAGCGAGACCAGCUUUUGGCGGAGAACAACACUUUCCGUAAAGCAGCCGGCUGUCCUCCUCGCGAAGCAUCCGAUCACAUGCACGAGAUGGAACGUAUUUGUGCUGUUGAAGACGAAGUCUUUGGUACUUUCCCUUCUUUCGACGCGGACGGCGAGGGAGAGGACGAUGACGAAAUGUCUAGUAGUGGAGUUGAACAGCCAUCAACGGCGACUUUCCAUCCCGCAACAGGCAACGGACUCGUCACUCCUCGUCCAUCUUCUGACUUUGACGUUUCUAUUAAUCAAGCAAACCCUCAGAACAUGUUCAACGUGUCGAUGACUUCCACUGCCCCACGCCAACCUCAAACGACCAAUGUCACCGCCACGGCGACGAUUAACGGUAUGAACUGGUCUCAAGAAUUCGCUUACGACAUGGCCGCUACCGCCGCUACCGGGACUGGGACCGGUAUGAACUUUUCAACGGGUUUCAUGACCGAUUCUGUAGAACGAGCUUCGUCCGGCUCCCCGACCACUUCCCAACAAGGUAUUUACACUCCCCCCGCUACUGUCCCCAGCAACGAGGUCAUGUAUGGUCCAUCCAUGACCACUCCUUCGCCCCGUUCGACAAGUCAAGUAGAAGAGAAGGUCGUUCAAACUCCCAUGGUGGCUCAAGCGCAACAGUGGUCCACCACGAAUAUGCUCCUGCAGCAAUACCAACAAGCUCAACGUCAGGCGCAGAUGAACUCUCAAGCUCAAUUACAAGUUCAACCUCAGCUUCAACCUCGACAAAUUCAGACACCGAACAUGGGGCAAGUGUAUGGAGGACUCAUGUUCCCUCAUUCCACGCAGAGCACCGCGUACACGGAACAGUUUUUGGAUUCGCUCUUGUCUCAGACUGUGCAAGAACAGGGUCAGGUGGAGAUGUGGCGUCAGAGUUCGGUGGGGAACGUUCAGCCUACUGUUGGGGAUAUAAAGAACGCCGUUCGCACCGGUAUGGACCUCGGAAUGAACAUGGCCACGAUGUGGCAAGACCAAGCUGUCGAGGGGUUUUGUUGAGUGAAUCUUGUAGAGACAUGGAAUUGGAAUGUAUAACGAGAACAAGGAUGAUUCGUGUGUAAAUCGGGGUUUCUUUUGUGUUUAAGGGAGUUGUAGGAUGAAACAAACGAUGAAAAGAAGGAUGAUUGCUAGACUGGGAUUCGU
Tremella mesenterica DSM 1558 is the source of this 1959-nucleotide messenger RNA. RefSeq lists its product as uncharacterized. Gene Ontology annotation, cellular component: RNA polymerase II transcription regulator complex. Gene Ontology annotation, biological process: positive regulation of transcription by RNA polymerase II. NCBI's taxonomy places the organism in Eukaryota, Fungi, Basidiomycota, Tremellomycetes, Tremellales, Tremellaceae. The coding region runs from base 415 to 1815 and encodes 466 amino acids. The record is from RefSeq and is a predicted model, not a curated record. Gene Ontology annotation, molecular function: DNA-binding transcription factor activity; protein dimerization activity. The transcript has 3 exons.